CGUAUAUAUUGCUGUAUUUGCAUAUUGCAGCCCAUCCCUUCUUCGCCACUUUUUCGUAUUCUGUCCUGCGUGUCUAGGCUUGCCUUCUGUCAUCUUGAUCAUCGUCACGCCAAUACCAUUGUUCAAUCACGUCCCGCUAUGUCUUCAUACAAACCGUUGCGCAGGUCGCACAAAAAGUCAAGACAUGGCUGUAAUGAGUGUAAGCGACGCCAUAUCAAGUGUGACGAGACCCAGCCCGCAUGCACCAAGUGCUUGAACGAAUCCCGAGUCUGCAUUUAUCAAAGUCCAUUUCGUAGGGUUGCCUGCCGAUCGCCGAGCACGACUUCCGAUACGGUUACGGAACCGAGUGAUACGGCGGCACUGAGUGCAACGCCAUCCGACGGUCUCGUAUCUCAGGUGCCGACACCGUCACUGUCUACAGCCUCGGCCUUCUAUCCUACUCCAUCGGGUACGGCUGAAUACGGUUCUUCGGAUGCGCCGCUCAACAUGCGCCAUAUCGAAUUGUUUAGUCACUUUGUUUUCGAGACAGUGCCAAGCCUGGAUGAAACGAACUCCAUCGAUCGCGAGCAUGCUCGAUUCCUCAUGCCCGUUGCUCUCUCUGAGCCAUAUGUCGUACACCAAUUGCUAGCAUUAUCCGCCAUGCACAUGGGUCAUACCCAUGCAGGAGAGUCAAAACGACAUCGUGAAGAAGCUAAGACUCUACAGACACAGGCAGUGUGCCUGUUCAACGAUUCGCAUCUCGAGGUCACAAUGGAAACUUGUGCUCCUAUGCUGAUUUUCUCGAGCUUUCUUGGCUUGCAUGCGCUGGCCGAAGUCACUGCGGCUCUAGAGGCCGGCACCAGUGGAAUUCUGGACCGAUUUGUCACGUAUAUCAACUUACACCGUGGAGUCCGCGCCAUUACAGCACAAUCCUGGCAGUUUCUGAAACACUCUAGCAUCUCUUCCAUCCUCAGUCGUGCCGAACGUUCCCUAAAUGAUGCAUCGUCAUCAAAGCAUGAACAAGCUGUGAUCGUGAGCGAUCACUUGCAUGCUUUACUGGAAAAUUCGGACAUGAGCUCAACACCCGCUUCGGCCUGUCGUGAGGCCGUAUCUCAGCUGAUACUCGUAUACCAAACAGAGCCCGUUCCCGGAGAGCUGCCCACACAUGGACAACCUUCUGGUUUGAUCUGGGCAUGGCCUGUCCUUCUGUCCGGUGGUUUCGCUGAUCUCCUGCUGAUGCGUAGACCAGAAGCGCUUGUGAUCCUUUGCCAUUACGCAGUACUUCUCCAUCGUCGACGUCACAUGUGGCUUGUCGGAAACGUAGGUCAGAUACUGAUCAAGGAGAUCUCGACUUUCUUGGGCUCAUUUUGGAAGGAGUGGCUUGAGUGGCCAAAUGAGAUGAUGGUGCAAUCUCUAAUCGAUACAUAGCCAAUCAGUCAUGCGUGUAAACCGUGCGGACCUUUGACCAUACUUUCGCCCGCAAGAAGCAGGUCCCCUCUUCAGAUACGAUCACGUAAGAUCUGCUAAAUGCCCUUACGGAAGCUCCCUCAAAUCUUGUCCUUGACUCGUUACAUGUGCACACCGCUCCGUCGCCGUUGGGGACGCCCACACUUGGCAGUUGCGGACGCGUAGGUGUGGGCGUCCCUAGCAGCGAUAAGACUGCUUAAUCUCUAGGUUCAGCCUAUAUGUCUC
This is a messenger RNA of Boeremia exigua, 1671 nucleotides long. RefSeq lists its product as uncharacterized. Gene Ontology annotation, biological process: regulation of transcription by RNA polymerase II. Gene Ontology annotation, molecular function: zinc ion binding; DNA-binding transcription activator activity, RNA polymerase II-specific. The record is from RefSeq and is a predicted model, not a curated record. The transcript is spliced from 2 exons. NCBI's taxonomy places the organism in Eukaryota, Fungi, Ascomycota, Dothideomycetes, Pleosporales, Didymellaceae. Bases 139 to 1407 code for a protein of 422 amino acids.